Molecule: messenger RNA, 5068 nt
Organism: Bolinopsis microptera
Lineage: Eukaryota; Metazoa; Ctenophora; Tentaculata; Lobata; Bolinopsidae
Product: attractin-like protein 1
Exons: 26
Coding region: 12-3779 (1255 amino acids)
Cellular component (GO): Golgi apparatus
Molecular function (GO): protein binding
Source: RefSeq, a predicted model, not a curated record
AGAUGUAGGUCAUGAGAAUAUGGAAGUUGUGCGCGGCAGGGAUAUAUUUUAUACUUUACUUUCAAGUUGUAGUCUCUGAAGUCUGCAGAUCAUGCACUGGACCUUGCAUUCUUGAUAAAUGUGCAUGUACCAAUAGCACUGGGUCUUAUGAAAUAUCAUGUGCCAUAUGCCAGUUGAGAAAAAGGAUAACUGAUAAUGAGGGCGUCAUCCUUAGUAAUGAGUGGGAUGGUGUUUCUAAGAAAGGAUACUCAAAUCUCUCCCAAUGUUCAGUACUUAUAGAAUCUCCAGUGGGCACAACAAUCAGACUGUAUGUGAAUGAAUUCAUGACAGAGUGUUGCUGGGAUUUCCUUCAUUUUCAUGAUGGUCUCUCUCCCUUUGAUCGUACCAUUGGUGUUUAUGGGGGACUGCUAAUAGACGAUGACAUACAACUACUAAAGCAGGACCGAGAAAUGGUUUCCACAUCCAAUUCCAUCUACUUAGUUUUCAGACCUGACGAGUUUGUUAACCAUGAUGGUUUCAGUAUCUCAUAUAGAGUUGACGGUUGUCCCAACGACUGCAGUGGUCAAGGUCAGUGCACUGGUGGGGUGUGUGUCUGUAAUGCUGGUUGGCAAGGUGAUCUGUGUAACACAGCAACCUGUAAAUGUGAGAAUGGUGGUCAGUGUAAAGUUGGGGGUUGUGAGUGUCCUGACGGUUUUACUGGAGAUAACUGUGAGAUUGAUACCCUUGUCAAUUGGUGGAGUUACCGAGCAGCUAGCACCUCAUCGCCGGGUGGACGCGCUAGCUUCGGUGGAGCUCUAGUGGAUCAUACCUACUGGGUGUUCGGAGGGUACCACCUGGAUGGAACUAAAGUAAAGAUGGCAAAGUAUGAUCUGUUAACUAACACGUGGUCUAAAGGGACAGACAGUGGACCAAUAGAUAGGGACGGUCACACUCUCACUGCUUACAAGAACUACCUGAUAAUGUUUGGAGGACAGAUGAACUACCAGAUUACAGACGAGUUGUGGAAGUAUGACAUCACUUCAUCUCAGUGGCACCAACUCAACCCACAGCACCCCCUGGGAGAAAUGUACCCAGCUUAUGCCAGGACAAGCUCUAUGGGACACUGUGCUGUGCUGGUCAACAGUACUAUCUACUAUAUAGGCGGUAUAGACUCCAAGGGGGUGGCCAUUAUAAACAUACAAACCUAUGAUGUGGAAACCAAUGUGUGGAAAGUUAUAGGCCACCGUAAGAUGACUAGACAUUUCUACGACGCUGAUAGCAGGUUCCUUAAGUUUGAAGAUGGCCGGAUCUACCACGGACGAUACGCUCCGUCGUGUGUGCUGAAUCCUAUUACUGACAAGAUAACUGUAUUCGGAGGUUUAAACACGACACGUAUAAUGGGAGAAAACGAACAGUACUGGAUACAGAGCGAGCUGGAAACUAUUAAGGAAUCUACUUUUGUAGAGUACGACUUUUAUAUGAAACACUGGAGCAACCUGUACAAAGCAGACAGAAACACAAUACCGCUAGUGUACUUAGCCGCAGUUGGGAUGGUGGGUAGGAACCUAGUUGUACUUGGAGGAGCUCAUCUCAGCAAGGGUUCAACACAGUGUUACAACACUGCUCCUUAUAUCCUGAACUUAGAAACCGGAGAAGGACGAGAACUGAAAAGUUUCAGAAAGCUGAAACAGGUGGGUCCUUUCAGAAUGGGCCAGGGUUCCUUCACCUACAACAACUCUGUCUACUUCUUCGGAGGAUACAACGGCAAACUCCAUCACGACUUCAUUGUUUACCACUUCGGCGUGUGUGAGGAUCACACCAACAAAUCACGUUGUUUGAGCGCUAGAGAAGAUUUUACGGAGUGCGGAUGGAAUGAGACUACUAGCAACUGCUUUACCAUUCCCAUCAGUGACUGUGGCGCAGUGAAGUGUGACGAGGAGUGUGUCCCAGGGGACGGGUUUGACCGGCGGUGUCACGCCUGCCAGACCCGGCCGGACUGCGUGUGGGACCAACACUACCCUGAUACCUGCCGUCCUACAGCUCUGGUUAACGCUACCGGCUUUGAUGACCUGUUCAAGUGCCGGAACGUGCCGAAUAAUAAACCAAGUCGUAUCCAGUGCUCGGAGUACAAGUUGUGUGAGCAUUGUAAGGGGCAGUGUGUGUGGGAUGUUAAGAAUAGGAGGUGCGGUGUUAAUGUUGAGAAUGAAAGACAAGAAGUGGACUGCAGUGCUAUCAGACCGUGUUCUGCUGCCACCUCCUGUAGCAAGUGCCUGGGCAAUGAACACAUGAUCAGGAGCUGUAUGUGGUGCCAACUUGAUAAACUCUAUCCAGAUGGUCGGAGAGAGGGUCAGUGUUUAGAUACUUCAACAUACCACGCAAGAUAUCCCUACGGGCAGUGUGUCAAGUGGACCAUGACCUACAGCUCUCCAAUAUGCCCAGCUGCGUCGUGCAGUGCACAUCGUAACUGCACCCUGUGUCAAGCUGAGCCGGAGUGUGGCUGGUGUGAUGACGGUAGUGGUACAGGCACUGGUUCUUGCCAUUCUGGAACCUUUUAUAGUCCCCUUGUUACCAAUAUUUGUCCAGAGAAGAGUUGGUUUUACGAAUCCUGCCCACUUUGCCAGUGUAACGGACACAGUAACUGUACGGACAACGUCCACUGUGAUCAGUGCCAGGGGGACACUCGAGGUAAAAACUGCGAUAGCUGUGUAGACGGUUACUAUGGUGACGCUACAAACAAGGGACUCUGCAAGCCUUGCCACUGCAGUGAGCACUCUGAGCCUUUCUGUAACAACUUGUCUGGUAGAUGCAAGUGUAACACAAUGGGAGUUGGGGGAACCGGCUGUGACACCUGCAUUAAGGGAUACGAAGGGGAUCCGAAGAAAGACGGUGGAACAUGUUUUCGUCUGUUGAAUGCAGGCGGUUUCACUCACUCUACGACCGUUACCACCAGCAAGGUGAACUUUAUGACGAAGUUAAAUGCGAGCAUUACAGAGGAUGUGAUGAUAGAGAUAGUAGUCACCUUCUCCUCCUCCAACUACACUGAGUUUAAUUUGAACACAACUAUGUUUUACCUCGGCAACUCGUACAACACCUAUAACUAUCUCGCCAAGCAACCCCCUGCUCCUUCACCCAAACAACAGACACCAGAAAGACAGGACAUGACAGUCUUCGAACCAAUGCCACGAAAAAUAACCUCUCAUUUAGCUCGCGACAAGGAAGUUACCUUCCUGGAAGAAUUAAUUAGGGAAAAGACGAUACAAAGGAGUUGGGCUAACACCUUUAAGAAGUCAAGAUAUGACUGGGACUUGCGGGCUGCAGAGCUGAGACUCUACUUGGAGUUCAAAAACUACAGGCCUGGAGAUGUGCGAACUCUUAGGAUAGAGGUGCACCAGGCUAGCAACCAGAUCGAUCUGAAGCAGUUCUUUAUUAUUUUCUCCUCCUGCAUUGUCAUCCUCCUCCUAAUAUUCCUCUUAGCAUGGACAGCUAAGAUACGGUACUCCCAAUACCGAACUCAGAGGAACUUAGAGAUUCAACUUCAAGAAAGAGCACUUAGACCUUUCAAAACCCACAAAGUUCUCUUUAAAGACCCAAAUUCCCCCGCACCAGGAAGAAUAUUCGAGGUACGCCCUCUAGGAAUAGAACCAUUAGCAGAAGAAAAGUACGGUCUCUCAUCAUAUCUACUCACAAUGCCCGGGCCUAAAGACAUAAACCUCGCCAUCGUAUCUGGUUCCUUUGUCACUUCUUUACCUUACGGCAAAGUCAUAUCAAACCCUAACGUCUAUUUCACUGCCGAAGUAUAGCAAUAUAGAGAUGACGAUCAAGUUUGAAUUAAACAUUACUGAAUUUACAUCAGUUCAUAGAUCAGCAUACUGUUUGGGAACUGUAUUUGUUGGGGCACGUGACAGAGAUGCUGGGUUCGGAAUGGUCAAUGCUGGAAGCUGAUUGGUAAAUUGCUGUCACGUGUUUCGAAAACAUAUAGUUCAUCUUCCCACCAGUCUCCAGAUCUAUUGGGCAUGGUAAUCAGGAUUUUCAAAUUAUACUCAUUCCAUCAUUCCCUGUAAAAUUUGCCAUAAUCAGUAAUUUUUAUUUUCUAAUUUGAUUUGACGCAGUGUUUAUGAUUCCUCAUCAAAUGUUGAUUAUUUGUAUUCAGAAUUUUCGAAUCAAUCGUACGUAUAAUACGAAGUGGCCCAUAACUAACGCAAUAUUAAGUAGAGUAGGUUGAACUGUUGUAGAGUAUCUUGUCUGAGCAACUUUUCCUCUGCUUAGAUUACCGGUGUUUAGGAUCGUUUAUUAAUUCGUGGCCACUCUGUAGUUUGUUUUAAAUAAGAUGAUUGAUUUAUCCCAGAAAAGAAGUCGUUAAUAGAAAUUAUGUUACUGUUGUACUUACACAUUAACUAGCAUGUUCCGAUGCAUUAAUUUAAUCAUUAUUAAAUUAUUUAGUGCACUGUUCAUGUUGGUCAUACAGUUUUAUCAAAAUUUUAUUUUAAAUGAUCAUGACUAAAUUUCUUUAACUUCAUUGUUUCAACUUUUAGAUCAGACUUUAGUUCAGAAACAAGUUUUUAUCCGUUAGAUUUACUAUUAACAGUCGUAGGAGUGGGUUAUAUUAUGAACUUCAGAAAUACUUUUUAUUUUAAAUAAUUAAACCGUAACUUGUUAGACCUAAUUCUGUAAGUUCAGUGAAAAACUCCCAAGUUGUGGCACAUUUCUUCUGCGUGACCCAAAAUUUCAGUCACCUUGGAAUUAUAUCAGUCUAGAAUGGAUUCUGAUCUGAACGUUUAGAUCUUUACAAAUUUUAAAUUUUAUUUGUAUCGAAAGAGUCAAAACUUAGAACAUCACCUGACUUUAGCCCCUCUACCAAAGUUGAGAUCCUAUCUGUACAGGUAUAACCCUCUUCUAGUGAUAAAGAUAUUGUGCAGCACAGUGAACAAACUCACAGGGCUGAAUGUUUCUCAAUGUGCUUUUGUUUUGUUACGUUUUCGUUUAGUUGUAGUAUAUAUGAUUAUAAAACCAUGCAAGAUUGUAUUAACAGUAUAAAUAAGUUUCUAAGCUGUAUUUAUAUUUGAUUAGUUUGCUAUUUUGAAUUAUCGAA